CUUGUUACUUUUAUUUGAAUGGAAACAUAUUAUUCUACAUUUCUACAGAGAUUCAAUCGAUUUGAAAAAUCAGAUAAAGUUGUCUCGAUUCUCGGUACUGUGGCAGCAACUGGUCUUGCUACUUAUUGUAUUAAGAAAGCUAUCAAGAGACACCAUGCUAAACAACUCGCGUCAGCUAAAUCUGUCUUUGGCGAAAUCCCUACACCUGAAGGUGCUUAUUAUUAUCUAGGUCAUAUUCCAUUGCUAGGAAAAGUGCCUGCCUUCAAAAUUACUGAAUGGCAUCAGAAAUUAGGUCCUAUCCUACGAAUCAAAAUGGGUGUACAAGAAUGGGUGUUUAUCAGUGAACCAAAUACAGCACAUGAGUUCUUUGUUGCACAAGGUGCCCAUACUUCUGGAAGACCCUAUAUGACUUGGGGUAAUGGUAUUCUUGGAGAAGGAGAAAGAGGUGUUGUAUUUGUUAACUAUGGCAAGCAAUGGAAAAAUGCACGUACAGCCAUUCUGGAUGUUCUGUCACCUAAAUCUGUGGACGGAUUUCACGAGCUCUUACAAGGUGAAGCGGAACAUUUGGUCAACACCUUGAUUGAACAAACAGAGCGUUUUGGUAAAGUGGAUCCUAUUACUUUUGUGCGUUGUUCUUCUGUCAAUAUCAUUUUGGCUGCUGCAUUUGGUAUUUCUGGCGUCAAGUCUGCUGAUGACCCCUUGUACAAGCAGAUUAUUUACAUUAUGGAAACAGGUCUUGAGUUUGCUAAUGUUGUCAAUGAUCCUGGAUCUUUUUUCCCUAUCUUGUCCUUCUUGGAUAUUUUCUUUAGACGUGAACGUGCCAUGAGAAAGUACAGAGACACAACAGUCUUUCCCCUUCUUGUCAAAUUGGUUCAAGCUGCUCGAGAAAGUAAGAACAACAGUUUAGUCAAAAAGUUAGAUUUGAUCAAGGAGGAAUUUGGCCUUGAUGAACAAAACAUUUUGGUGCUGAUGAGCGAGUUGCUUGUCGCUGGCUCUGAUACGGUUGCUGCUUCUACUUUAUGGACAUUUUCUAUUUUAUGUAACCACCCUCAAGUCCAGAAAAAACUUCAGGAUGAAGUGGAUACCUUCAUCAACCGACAUGGGCGUAUUCCUACCUUUGCUGAUCGUCUUGAACUCCCUUACUUCAUCGCAUUUCAAAAGGAGUGCUUGCGUUUCAGGCCUCCUGCCUUGUUCAAUAUUCCUCGAAAAGCAAGCAAGGAUGUUGUCUACAAAAAUUAUAUCAUUCCAAAGGGCACUGUGUUGCUCAGUAAUAUUCAUACACUUCACAAUGAUAGCAACACUUAUCCUGAACCUGAAAAAUUUAUUCCUGAACGCUUCUUGGGCGAUUCAAGAUCUAUUUAUGCCUGUAGUAACGGUAAUAUUCAAAACCGAGACCAAUUUGUGUUUGGUUGGGGCAGACGUAUGUGUCCUGGUAUUUACUUGGCUGAAAAUGAACUGUUCAAUACAAUGACAAGAGUUAUGGCUCGCUGUGAAAUUAAGCCUGUUCUUUCACAAGAUGGUACUGAACUUUAUCCUGACUUGGAUGAUCUGCAUGAUGGAGGUGCUACUGUUCAACCUAAUCCAUACAAUAUUCGCUUCGCUCAACGUGAAAAUCGCUUGGUUGUGUAAUAGAUACAUAAAAAAAAGCCUCUUUAUGCUGAUUAAUCAAACUUGGCCUCUUCACUUUCACUUUUUAGGUAAUUUUAAAGCUCAACCGUGUGACAAUUUCAAAAUGCAUAAACUCGGAGUCAACAAUUCAAAUAAACUAUAUGAAAGAAAAAGUUGAUUGCCUUGAUGCCUCUGAGUAUGUCAGUAUCUACUUGUAUUUGAGGAAAAAGACAGCCACUUUGAAUGGUAGUGCUUGUUAAUACCGAGAAUGAGAACAUAUUGUGUUUCCAUUUUUUUAAAGUACGACGAC
Messenger RNA from Gilbertella persicaria, 1918 nucleotides. Its product is annotated as cytochrome P450. Gene Ontology annotation, molecular function: heme binding; monooxygenase activity; iron ion binding. NCBI's taxonomy places the organism in Eukaryota, Fungi, Mucoromycota, Mucoromycetes, Mucorales, Choanephoraceae. The record is from RefSeq and is a predicted model, not a curated record. The transcript is spliced from 5 exons. The coding region runs from base 19 to 1629 and encodes 536 amino acids.